Peronospora belbahrii is the source of this 723-nucleotide messenger RNA. The record is from the annotation of a GenBank genome assembly. Lineage: Eukaryota; Oomycota; Peronosporomycetes; Peronosporales; Peronosporaceae.
AUGGACAUCGAUGUGAUGCCAGCGGUUGUCCUAUCACAAGCACAAGAGGAAGGGUUGCAGAAGUUGCUCCUUACCCUUGGCCCUAAGGGCGUGGAGUACCUCAUCGUCCAGGGCGAAGAAGAGGUUAACAAGCGUAUUCAUAUGCUUGAUGAAUAUAACAAAGCUCUAGUCGAGAAUGUAAAGGCACAAAUGCCUUCUUCUGCUCCUUCGCCCAUUGCGACUAUGGCGCAAGAAGUGGCCCGCAGACCAAACCCAUACAAGUGGAAGUCGCUAAGUUUGACGGCAAGGAAGAUGACAACCUUAUGCUGUGGUUCCGACAGGUUGAGUCGACAUGUUAUAGCCGACAUUACCUAUGAACCGUACCGUGUUGGCUUUGCCACGGGUAAGUUGGGUGGAUCAGCCAAGCAAUGGGCGCUCACAUGUGGUGCAUCACUGCAAGAUGUAUUCUUAACAUGGGCCGAUGUGAAAGUUCAGAUGACCCGGCAGUAUGCACCGCCAAGUCAAGCACACCGAAAUCGGUCGCGGUUUUUGGUGUGUCGCCAAGGCAAGAGUAAGCUUGCGGCAUAUGUACAAAAGUUGAGAACUCUCAUUGCUGCCAUGGUCAUAGACCCUAUGCCUGAGGCAGUUCACGGUCUUCAUGGAGGGCUUCCGAGUUGGCGUUGCCAGAACGGAAGUCUUCCGGGUAAACCGUCUGUGGUGGAGUGGGUUCUUAAGACUGCGUAA